AUGGAGUACACUUUGGAACAAUUAAACUAUUUCAGAGCAUGUUACAUCGCCUUCAACUUAGUUCCCCAAGGGCUUCGAAAAGUCUUCAAACGAGAGUGGGAUUUCCUUUACAAGACAACGCCGUUUGGGGAAUGGAAAGAUAUUUCACAAAAUGGCCGCGAUUUCUACAACAAAGAAUCACGAAAGAGUCACACAAAGAAUGCGCGACUUUUGGCGACAAUACAAAGGGGAAACACAGCGGAGUGGGAUUGCAGUUGCCUAUUUCUUGCUAUUUUGUACUCGGAUUGCAUUGGCAGUACUCUUAGUCCCGCAGUCAGAAAAGAAGUUGACGAUCUCAGACAAGUUCGAAAUGAUAUCGCUCACUUGAACGAGGUUGAACUUACUGAUGCUGAAUUCCAUAAUUAUGUAGCAAGAGUGUUAGCUGCUUUUAAUUCACUGAAGCUUCCUAUAAAUGAAGUUGAUGAUAUAAAAAACCAGACAGACUUUCCAACAGCUCGAGUAAACAGCCUUAAAAUGCAGGCUGAUAAUCUUAAAGCUGAGUUGAAAACCAAAGAACAAGAAAACAAAAAUCUUACCUCGGAAUUACAAUUGACCCAAGCCACAUUACAAACAAAACAGGAAGAAGUAGAAACACUUACUCAGGAAAUCAAUUCCAAAGUCGACUCUUUCUGUACUCUGACAUUCAAGCCAUCACAUAAAAUCAUCAAACGAUCAAGUGAUGUCAAAAGAAUCACGAAAAAACUGGACGAGCUUUACAACGAAAGUAAUGGAGCUAUCAGCACCAUUUAUCUAUCAGGAAUACCAGGCUGCGGAAAAAGCCAAUUAGCUCGACAACUGGGACAGGACAUUUUCGAUAGGAGGUUGCAUGAGAACGACAGUCUCACGUUUGUUGCAACCCUAAAUACAGAAACCCUGGAUUCACUUGCAGAGUCCUAUUCAAGGCUGGCAAGACAUUUGGGAAUAACAGAAUACACUCUCACCAACCUCGAGACUUCUACAAAGGGGAACCCAAAAGAAAAAAUACAGUAUCUGAAGCGAGCCAUUUAUCCAAAGACGAAGCAUUUCUCCAACUGGUUGAUAAUUGCAGAUAAUGUUGUUGACCUAUCAUUGGUUAGUAGAGACCUACCUCCGACCGGCAGUGAAGAGUGGGGCCAUGGUCAGGUGCUAAUAACUACUCAAGAUAGCAGCUCAAUACCUUCCAAUGCUCCACUUACUUACCAUGAGUCUAUUAGCAAAGGAAUGCAUCCCGAUGACGCAGUGAACCUAUUACGACAAGUAUCUCAGAUUCAGGAUCAGAACCAAGCCGAAAAGGUCGCUGAAGUUCUCGAGUAUCAGCCACUUGCUUUAGCAGCGGCUGCCUUUUAUGUACAAACUGUUGUGGUCAGUGGUUCUCCGAAUUACAGUUGGAAAAACUACUUAGAGGCACUUUCCCACGGCGAACGUGAAGCGACAGAAACACUUCUUGCAAACCAGAACAUAGCGUAUUCCGAAACAUCAACUACUGCCAUCCAAAUGGCAAUUAUGAGAGCUUUAGAAAGUGAUGACGUUCUUCGAGAAGUAUUGUAUUUGUUUUCUCUUUGUGCACCUGAGUCCCUUCCGAUGGAAGUCGCUGUUGACUUCGUUAAAUCUCGUAUCGCUGGGCAAUCAGGAGAAUUGAUAAAAACUAAAUUUUUCAAAGCUUCCUUAUUGUCUUGGUUGCAAGACAAAGACAGCAAAUAUCCUUUUUUAAGGAUGCACACCAUCGUUCAUGAAGUUCUCAAGGUAGUUAUAACAUCUAAAAUUGAUGCAACAGAUAGAAUUCAGUGCAUUUCGAUUGUUAUUCAAAUCUUUCAAUCUUUAAUGGAAAAAAACAGAAAUCUGUUGCAUUCAAGUAGGCAUGUGUUUGCUAAGUUACGUUUAAUUGCGAGUCAUUGUAAAGAAUUGCAUGUAAUUGUUAACAUCGAUUUUACGAAAUCAAAAAUGUUUCUGAAUUCAAUCAACCCCCGAAAGUUAGUUUCGUGGCUUUCCUUAGCCGCUGAUGUUUGCUGUAGCCUUAGUAAUCUGUCGGAUGCGUAUCUUUUUAAUACGUCAAUCUGUAAUUUUAUGCAUUUUCUUAACAAUUUCAAAGACGACAAAUUGUUAAAAGCGAACACGUACAACAUACAAGGAAAUGUUUACAGAAACCUUGGCCAGUACAGUGAAGCUAAAGAAUACCAUGAGAAGGCUCUGAUCAUAAGAAAAGAGAUUUUCGGUGAACACCAUGCUAAGGUAGCAGAAAGUUACAAUAACCUGGGAACUGUUUACGGUGACCUUGGCCAGUACAGUGAGGCGAGAGAAAAUUAUGAGAAGGCUCUGAUCAUUAUAAAAAAGAUGUACGGUGAACACCAUGGCAACGUAGCUGCAAUCUACAACAACCUGGGAACUGUUUACACUGACCUUGGCCAGUACAGAGAGGCUAAAGAAAACCAUGAGAAGGCUUUGAUCAUUAGAGAAGAGAUUUACGGUGAACACCAUGGCGACGUAGCUGCAAGUUACAACAACCUGGGAACUGUUAACAGUGACCUUGGCCAGUACAGUGAAGCAAAAGGAAACCAUGAGAAGGCUCUGAUCAUUAGAAAAGAGAUUUACGGUGAACACCAUGGUGACAUAGCAACAAGCUACAAUAACCUGGGAAUUGUUUACUCUGGCCUUGACCAGUACAGUGAAGCUAAAGAAAACCAUGAGAAGGCUCUGAUCAUAAGAAAAGAGAUUUUCGGUGAAUACCAUGGUGACGUAGCAACAAGCUACGACAACCUGGGAACUGUUUACAGUGACCUUGGCCAGUACAGUGAAGCUAAAGAAAACCAUGAGAAGGGUCUGAUUAUAAGAAAAGAGGUUUACGGUGAACACCAUCGUAAGGUAGCAGGAAGCUACAAUAACCUGGGAACUGUUUACAGUGACCUUGGCCAGUACAAUGAAGCUAAAGAAAACCAUGAGAAGGCUCUAAUCAUUAGAAAAGAGAUUUACGGUGAACACCAUGGUGACGUAGCAACAAGCUACGACAACCUGGGAACUGUUUACAGUCAACUUGGCCAGUACAGUAAAGCUGAAGAAUACUGUGAGAAGGCUCUGAUCAUAAGAAAAGAGAUUUACGGUGAACACAAUGGUGUAGUAGCAAGAAGCUACAAUAACCUGGGAAUUGUUUACAAGUUUCUUGGCAAGUACAGUGAAGCUAAAGAAAACCAUGAGAAGGCUCUGAUGAUUGGAAAAGAGAUGUACGGUGAACACCAUGGUGACGUAGCAGCAAGCUACAACAACCUGGGAACUGUUUACAGUCACCUUGGCCAGUACAGUAAAGCUAAAGAAUACUAUGAGAAGGCUCUGAUCAUUAGAAAAGAGAUUUACGGUGAACACCAUGGUGUGGUAGCAGGAAGCUACAAUAACCUGGGAACUGUUUACAGUGACCUUAGCCAGUACAGUGAAGCUAAAGAAUACUAUGAGAAGGCUCUCAUCAUUACAAAGGAGAUUUACGGUGAACACCAUGGUGACAUAGCAACAAGCUACAAUAACCUUGGAAUUGUUUACAAAAACCUUGGCCAGUACAGUGAAGCUAAAGAAUACUAUGAGAAGGCUCUCAUCAUUAGAAAAGAGAUUUACGGUGAACACCAUGGUGACGUAGCAGCAAGCUACAAUAACCUGGGAAAUGUUUACAAAAACCUUGGCCAGUACAGUGAAGCUAAAGAAUACUAUGAGAAGGCUCUGAUUAUUGGAAAAGAGAUUUAUCGAGAUUUACGCUAAGCUAAGCUAAGCUAAGCUAAGCUAAAGAAAACCAUGAGAAGGCUCUGAUCAUUAGAAAAGAGAUUUACGGUGAACACCAUGGUAGGGUAGCAGCAAGUUACAACAAUCUAUAG
Messenger RNA from Porites lobata, 3869 nucleotides. The record is from the annotation of a GenBank genome assembly. Lineage: Eukaryota; Metazoa; Cnidaria; Anthozoa; Scleractinia; Poritidae.